Messenger RNA from Alligator mississippiensis (American alligator), 2927 nucleotides. It is a transcript of the gene DACH2, whose product is annotated as dachshund family transcription factor 2. Bases 81 to 2111 code for a protein of 676 amino acids. The record is from RefSeq and is a predicted model, not a curated record. Lineage: Eukaryota; Metazoa; Chordata; Crocodylia; Alligatoridae. The transcript has 14 exons.
UUUGGCGGAGUGUUGCGAACAGUUGCGGGAGCGCGUGAGGCGGGAGCGGCCGCGCCGGCACCGGCCGAGGCAGAGUGGCCAUGGCCGUGUCCGCGCCGCCCGUCAUCUCCGCGGCGUCCGGCGGCAGCGGCGGCAGCGGCGCAGGGGGCUUGUUCCGGGCCGAGCCCCUGUACUCGCCCAGCCCCGCCGAGUCGCCCCGGCUCGCCAACAGCCUCAUCAACACUUUCAUCUCGGCGGGCGGCGGCGGGGCAGGCGGCGGCGGGGGAGGCGGCAACGAGUGUAAGAUGGUCGAUCUGCACGGGGUGAAGGUGGCGUCGUUCCUGGUGGAGGGGCAGGAGCUGAUCUGUCUGCCGCAGGUCUUCGACCUCUUCCUCAAGCACCUGGUGGGGGGGCUGCACACGGUCUACACCAAGCUGAAGCGCCUGGAUAUAUCGCCCGUGGUGUGUACGGUGGAGCAGGUCCGCAUCCUGCGCGGGCUGGGGGCCAUCCAGCCCGGCGUCAACCGCUGCAAGCUCAUCACCAGGAAGGACUUUGAAACUUUGUACAACGACUGCACCAACGCCAGCUCACGACCAGGAAGACCCCCCAAGCGUUCUCUGGGAGUUGCAAUUCAAGAAAAUGCACGUCUUCUGCCCCAUGGAGUCCCAGGCCUCUUAUCGCCAGGACUUAUCUCCCCGACAGAUUUAAGAACUUUGUUUUUUCCUGAUGAAACCCAGAUAAAGUUUGCAAAGCUCAAGACUCUUCAAAUCCAAGGUCUAACAGCAGCUGCCAUGGCAGAGGCCAUGAAGUUACAGAAGAUGAAACUUAUGGCAAUGAACAGUCUCCACGGAAGUGGAAGUCAAAAUGGAACGGAAUCAGAGAAUGAAGAACUCAAUUCUAAUGCAGGCGGGAGCGAGUCUUCCUGGGAUAAAGAGAAACUUCAGUCUCCUAUUACAACAGGAUCACAGCAUGGUGUUGGUCAUGCCACACUGUCAGGGCAGUCCAGCCUCGGAAGUGCACAUCCCCUCAGUCCUCUCCAGCAAAAUCACCUACUCACCAACAGGAUAGAUCUGCCAUUUAUGAUGAUGCCCCACCCCCUCCUCCCUGUCAGCCUACCUCCUGCUUCUGUUGCAAUGGCAAUGAAUCAAAUGAAUCACCUCAAUACUAUAGCUAACAUGGCUGCUGCAGCCCAGAUGCAUAGUCCUCUUUCCAGAGCAGGCGCAUCUGUUAUAAAGGAGAGAAUUCAAGACAGUCCUUCUCCUGCUCCAUCUCUGGAAGAUAGUCAGAGACCUGGAAGUCAUGCUUCUUCACAUCAGAGCAGUAGUGUGUCCAGCUCUCCAUCCCAGCUUGACAACACGCCAGAUAGAAUUGCUAUGCUGACCAACACUAGAGAUGGAGAACUCCUUGAUCAAGAUACUGGGACCAACAUAAAGAAACUUCAAAAGGAGAAAGGCUGGAGUUUCACUUUCCAAUCCUUAUUUCCCAUGCUUAAGGAGACAGAAGAUGAAAAACAGCAGUUUGCUGAAUCAAGAACAAACUUUCUAGUAGCCUUCAAUGCAAUUUCCAUGGAAGAGGUCCAAAUUGCCAUUCCAAUAAUGAAACCAACCUUAGAAAAAGUCCAACUGGCUGGACAGACCUUGCCUCCUGGAUUUCCUGCACCAUUUCUUUUUGCUGAUGGCCUUUCAUCGGUAGAAACUCUAUUAACCAAUAUUCAGGGUCUGUUGAAAGUGGCUGUGGACAAUGCCAGAGUCCAGGAAAAACAGAUACAGCAAGAAAAGAAAGAGUUAAAGAUGGAGCUUUGUAGAGAGAGAGAACUCAGAGAGAGCUUGGAAAGACAACUUACAGCCGAACUGCAAAGCAGAGGUACGUGGAUGAAGAAUGAAGCAACGAUUCAAAAACGCUUGAAGAAAGAGAAAAAAGCAAAGAGAAAAUUGCAGGAGGCCCUGGAGUUUGAAUCAAAGCGAAGAGAACAAGUGGAACAGGCACUUAAACAGGCCACGUCAGGAGACAGUCUCAGGAUGUUAAAUGAUGCUGGGAUCCCAGAUAUGGAAAUAGAACACAAUGGAACCCAACAUGACAGUGCUGCAAUGCAAGAAAACAGAACAUACAUCAAACCUACCAUCAUGUACUGAAAGAAACUCCUAUUGUUGAAAAAUGUAUAAUGAUCACUAUCUGAAGACUAUAUAGUUCAUGAAAAAUGUCCCUACCAACCUUUGAUGCCUUCAGUGCUGUGUGAAGAAAAGGAUUUGUAGCAUGAAACUUGAAGGACAAUUUCAAGCAAUUUACUGUUGCUGCAUCGAAAACUGCCGUAUUGUCAUUAAGAAAUAUUGAGACUUUUUACAAGCUUACCAUACCAAACCAAGCCUGUUGCAACAGAUCAUUUUUAGGUCCCAGAAGAUAGAAAGAAGUUUUAGUAUUUUUAAGCACAUACAGGAAUUAUUCCCCAAAAAAGAACUAAUUUUUUUUAAGGAGGUAGCGAUUACUGUAUAGCAAUGGCACAAUGAUUUUAAGCCACAAAGGUCCUCACUGGCUGUACAUCAUACAAGUCCAGUUUAUCACUGAAACUGUCCAACAUGGAGCUGUUUCAAUUGUGUUUAUAAAUUAAGCUUUGUUUACUAAGCUGAUACUCCAUAUAUAUUACGUUUUGAAGAGAAAUGUGUGUACAUUUUUUAAAACGAUGUAAAAAUUGUCCUUUCAUUAGAUGACCAAUUAAAGAGUGUGAGCUAAACCCUAAUAGCUGAUGUAAUAUGAGGAUUAUAAUUGAUGCUUUUUUAUGCUCAGUUCAGCUUGGCUUUUGGUCUUUUAAGAUGAAAAAAUGAAUAUGCAGUAGUGUUAGACAAUGAAAACUUUUAAGUAUGGUUUCUCUGUUGUACCAUAUUAAGUUAAAGUACACAUUCUUUGUUAAAAUGUUCUUGCUAAGAAUACAGUAUUAAAAACUUUUUGUUUGA